Arachis duranensis is the source of this 2581-nucleotide messenger RNA. Its product is annotated as DEAD-box ATP-dependent RNA helicase 7. The record is from RefSeq and is a predicted model, not a curated record. Gene Ontology annotation, molecular function: helicase activity; RNA binding; ATP binding. The transcript is spliced from 10 exons. Lineage: Eukaryota; Viridiplantae; Streptophyta; Magnoliopsida; Fabales; Fabaceae. Bases 383 to 2362 code for a protein of 659 amino acids.
UCAUCCAAUGAAACUAACCAUUUCGUAUGUUAACGAACCAAUUAUGAGAAUUCCCGUUCUAUAUAAGCAGUGACUACUGACUAGGAUACAUAAUAAUAGUAACGAAAAUAUUAUAUAAUCCAAAGUUUCGUGUUAAAAAUUAAAAUGAUAAGAUAUUGAUUAAUGAAUAAAUUGUUUUACUUUAUUUAGUGUUUAAAUUAAAAGAAUAAAGAAAAAGGAAGGAUGUCCGGAAAGCGACAAAAGAGUUGUCUGUUAAUAUGAUGAGAUGACAGUUGCGAGAGUUUAGGAAGCACUGAAGGAGGAGAAUGUUUCAUAGAACCGAAAAGCUCGACACUCCUCCGCAUCUUGUACACUUCACUGCCAUACACCACCCGACGUCGUCAUGGGGACCCCCAACGGGGAUGUGAGGAAGAAGGAGGAGGAGGAGGAGGCUAAGUUGAUGGAACAGGAAUACCAAGACAAGAAAGAGGAGGAGGAGGAAGAGGAGGAGGAUCCCAAUGCAGUUUGGAGGUUUAGGAUAUCGGAGCCGUUGAAGGAGACGCUGAAGGGGAAGGGAAUAGAGUCACUGUUUCCGAUUCAGGCCAUCACCUUUGAUACCAUUCUUGAUGGCUCCGAUUUGGUUGGCCGUGCUCGAACCGGUCAGGGAAAAACUCUGGCCUUUGUGUUGCCCAUAUUAGAGUCUUUGAUAAACGGUAUAGCCAAAGCUUCAAGAAAGACUGGUUAUAGAAGGCCUCCAAGCGUUCUGGUUCUUUUACCAACAAGGGAAUUGGCAUCUCAGGUUCACUCUGACUUUGAACUUUAUGGUGGCGCCGUCGGAUUAACAUCUUGCUGUUUAUAUGGUGGAGCUCCAUAUCAGAGCCAAGAAAUUAAGCUCAAGAGAGGUGUUGAUAUUGUUGUUGGCACACCAGGCCGGAUUAAGGAUCAUAUAGAGAGGGAAAAUAUUGAUCUAAGCCAGCUUAGAUUUCGCGUCCUGGAUGAAGCAGAUGAGAUGCUGAGGAUGGGUUUUGUUGAAGAUGUUGAACUUAUUCUUGGUAAGGUAGAGAACAUUAGUAAAGUCCAGACACUUCUAUUCAGUGCUACUUUGCCAGACUGGGUUAAGCAUAUUGCUGCAAAAUUUCUGAAGCCAGAUAAGAAGACAGCUGACCUUGUUGGAAAUACAAAAAUGAAGGCAAGCACCAAUGUUAGGCAUAUUGUUCUUCCCUGCACUACUUCUGCCAGGUCCCGCCUUAUUCCGGACAUCAUUCGCUGUUAUAGCAGCGGAGGACGGACAAUUAUAUUUACUGAGACAAAGGAGUCUGCUUCACAACUUGCAGGUUUCUUGCCUGGAGCAAGAGCUCUCCAUGGAGACAUACAGCAGGCGCAACGUGAGGUUACAUUGUCUGGCUUCAGGUCUGGCAAAUUCAUGACAUUAGUUGCUACAAAUGUGGCAGCUCGAGGUCUGGAUAUUAAUGAUGUUCAAUUAAUUAUCCAGUGUGAACCGCCAAGGGAUGUAGAAGCCUAUAUCCAUCGUUCAGGGCGCACGGGACGAGCAGGUAAUAGUGGAGUUGCUGUUAUGCUUUAUGAUCCAAGGAGGUCAAGUAUAUCCAAAAUCGAAAGAGAAUCCGGUGUCAAAUUUGAACAUAUAUCUGCUCCUCAGCCUCAUGAUAUUGCUAAAGCUAUAGGUAGGGAAGCUGCUGAGAUGAUCAAUCAAGUGUCUGAUAGUGUGAUUCCGGCGUUCAAGUCUACUGCUGAGGAGCUUUUGAAAAACUCCGGUUUGUCAGUUGUUGACUUACUUGCAAAGGCUCUUGCCAAGGCUGUUGGUUAUACUGAGAUGAAGAAAAGAUCGCUUCUCACUUCCAUGGAGAACCAUGUUACAUUACUUCUUGAGAUUGGGAAACCUAUCUUCACUGCAACUUUUGCAUAUGGAGUGUUGAGGAGAUUCUUGGCCGAAGAGAAGGUUGAGGCAGUGAAGGGUCUCACUCUCACCGCCGAAGGAAGUGGCGUUGUCUUUGAUGUACCAGCUGAAGAUUUAGAUACAUAUCUUGCAGGUGCAGUUCUAUUUCAAAGGAAAUUAUUUUCCUCUCUGCAUUCUUUCAACACAUUUCUUUCAUACUUUUUUCCAACAGGUAAGGACAAGGCCUCAAGUGUGAGGUUAGAGGUGUUGACAGCGUUGCCACGUUUGCAAGAAAAAGACCAAUCAAGGGGUGGAAGAUUUGGUAGUGGUGGCCCUCGUCGUGGUGGUUUCGGAGAUAGAAGUGUGGGGAGCAGGUUUUUGGGUGGAAGAGGUGGCAGCGGCAGGAAUGUUAGAUUUUCCAGUGACAGAUUCUCUAAUAAUGGUGGCAUUGGGAGAGGUCGUGGCAUCAGGAGUGGAAAGAGAUGGUGAAACAGACUGAGAUAGGGACUUUUAGACAUGAUGAUCACUACUCCAAUAUCAUUGCCAAUGAACCUGAACCUUGGUGAUCCAUUCAUAAGUAUGUUGAAGCUUUGGAGAAACUAAAUGGGAGUGAAGUUCACUCUUAUGUUUUGGAAGAUACAAGUUCAAAGACUGCGAUUUGUUUCUGAAAACAGAAUAAGACAAGACACUUAGAAUAAGACAUAAAAU